AGAUUCCUGCUGCAAUGUCUAGAAGACCUAGAUGCUAAUCUGCGGAAAUUAAAUUCCCGCUUGUUUGUGAUCCGCGGACAACCUGCUGAUGUCUUUCCGCGGCUCUUCAAAGAGUGGAAGAUCAGCAAACUGUCUAUUGAAUAUGACUCUGAACCAUUUGGAAAAGAACGAGAUGCUGCAAUCAAGAAAUUGGCAAGUGAAGCUGGUGUGGAGGUCAUUGUACGCAUUUCACACACUCUCUAUGAUUUGGAUAAGAUUAUUGAGUUGAAUGGUGGGCAGCCACCUUUGACUUACAAGAGGUUCCAAACACUUAUUAGCAAAAUGGAGCCACUGGAGAUGCCAACUGAGACCAUUACAGCCGAAGUAAUGGAUAAGUGCGCCACACCAGUGUCCGAUGAUCAUGACGAGAAGUACGGUGUCCCUUCUCUGGAAGAAUUAGGGUUUGAUGUAGAAGGAUUGCCAUCUGCUGUGUGGCCUGGAGGAGAGACCGAAGCACUGACGCGGUUGGAAAGACACCUGGAGAGGAAGGCUUGGGUGGCAAAUUUUGAAAGGCCUCGCAUGAAUGCCAACUCCCUUCUUGCAAGCACUACAGGACUUAGCCCUUAUCUGCGGUUUGGAUGCCUCUCUUGUCGUCUGUUUUUACUUCAAAUUAACAGAUCUUUACAAAAAGGUGAAGAAAAAUAGCUCGCCUCCUCUCUCUCUCUAUGGGCAGCUUCUGUGGCGUGAGUUCUUCUAUACUGCAGCCACAAACAACCCACGCUUUGAUAAGAUGGAAGGAAACCCCAUAUGCGUCCAGAUUCCAUGGGAUCGGAACCCUGAGGCCCUGGCCAAGUGGGCUGAAGGCAGGACAGGUUUUCCAUGGAUCGAUGCUAUCAUGACUCAGCUCCGACAAGAAGGCUGGAUCCAUCACCUGGCACGACAUGCUGUGGCUUGCUUUCUCACAAGAGGUGACCUGUGGAUAAGCUGGGAAGAAGGCAUGAAGGUCUUUGAAGAGCUUUUACUGGAUGCCGAUUGGAGUGUCAAUGCUGGCAGCUGGAUGUGGUUGUCCUGCAGCUCUUUCUUCCAGCAGUUUUUCCACUGUUACUGUCCAGUUGGGUUUGGAAGAAGAACUGACCCUAAUGGGGAUUACAUCCGUCGUUACUUGCCGAUUUUGAAAGGAUUCCCUCCAAAGUAUAUCUACGACCCCUGGAAUGCUCCUGAGGCAGUGCAAAAAGUCGCAAAAUGUAUAAUUGGGGUAAAUUAUCCCAAACCAAUGGUAAACCAUGCGGAGGCCAGUCGUCUGAAUAUUGAACGGAUGAAACAGAUCUACCAGCAACUCUCCCGAUACAGAGGACUUGGACUUCUUGCAUCAGUGCCUUCAAAUCCAAACGGAAAUGGGAAUGGUGGACUUAUGAGUUACUCUCCAGGCGAAAGUAUGCCAGGAUGCAGCAACAACGGAGGGUCUCAGAUGGGAGCCAGUGAUGGAGCGUCCACCAGCAAUCCUAAUAACAGCAGCCAGGGAGAGUCUCAUACUGGGAUCGGGGGAAUUCAAGGUUACUGGCAGGGGAGCAGUAUCCUGCAUUACAGCCAUGGAGACAGCCAGCAGUCUUACUUAACACAAGGGAGGAAUGCUAUGAACACUGUGGUGUCUUCUGGCAAACGUCCCAGCCCUGAAGAGGAGACUCAAAGUGUUGGACCGAAGGUGCAGAGACAAAGCAGCCAUUAA
Molecule: messenger RNA, 1705 nt
Organism: Staurois parvus
Lineage: Eukaryota; Metazoa; Chordata; Amphibia; Anura; Ranidae
Source: the annotation of a GenBank genome assembly